Messenger RNA from Amphimedon queenslandica, 1626 nucleotides. RefSeq lists its product as uncharacterized. The record is from RefSeq and is a predicted model, not a curated record. The transcript is spliced from 3 exons. Gene Ontology annotation, biological process: DNA integration. Lineage: Eukaryota; Metazoa; Porifera; Demospongiae; Haplosclerida; Niphatidae. Bases 497 to 1570 code for a protein of 357 amino acids. Gene Ontology annotation, molecular function: nucleic acid binding.
GGUUAUGAUCACGUGAUCUAGUAGGGAUGUACGUGUGUGUGUACCAGAAGUAACAAUGGAGAGUUUUGGAUGGACAGCUUUUUUUCAAGAACUGGAAAAUGUUUUUGAUUCAUGCCAGUCUCAAAUUGGAACGGCCAAUGAACGGUUUGUAGAUUAUGUAGCGCAGAAGCUGGAACUUGGUCUCUAAAACGUCAAGAAAAUUCAAGAAGUCCUCGAAACCGCACUAAUUGAACCAGAAACAGAACUUGAGGUAGAAGAAGUAGUGAGGAGAUACUUAGAGCUAAUAAAUACACUGCAAUAUUGCAUUUUAUGGCUACUGUCAUAUUGGGAUGAAUAUUUAGAGAAGAGCAACAUAUCUACACAAUACCAAGCAGGGCCCUUGUACAGUGGUUUACAAGGUCGACUAUCGUUUAAUAUUCACAGGAGUCAACUGGAGUAUCUUCGGCAAUUAAAUUUUUCAUGGACAGAGAUUGCAGACUUAGUUGGUAUUUCACGUAUGACAAUAUACAGGCGUAGAAGUGAGUUUGGAAUGUUAGACGACGAUGGUUUGGAUGUGCAUCAGAUAAGUAAUCAGGAAUUAAAUGAAGUUUUGCAGCAGUUACGUCAUGAUAAUCCAUAUUCUGGUGAAACAUUGAUAAUGGGCCAUCUCAGAGCUGUAGGUAUUUAUGUAUCAAGAGAAAGAGUUCGUUCAAUUUUAAGAAGAACAGAUCCUUUAAAUGUAACUCUACGCUGGGGAUUCAGCAUCACUGCACGUCGUCCAUAUUCUGUACCAGGACCAAAUUCAUUAUGGCAUAUUGAUGGCCACCACAAAUUGAUAAGGUGGCGUUUUGUCACUCACUGUGGAAUCGAUGGUUACAGUCGCCUUGUUGUGUUUCUUAAAUGUUCUACAAACAAUCGUGCUUCUACUGUUUUACACAGUUUCCUUGAUGCUGUUAGCAGGUUUGGUGUACCAUCACGUGUCAGAACAGAUCAAGGUCGAGAAAACAUGCUUGUAGCUCAGUUUAUGCUCCAAAAUAGAGGUCACGGAAGAGGAAGUAUAAUCACUGGAAGUUCUGUACAUAACCAGCGUAUAGAACGUCUUUGGCGAGAUCUACAUCGUUGUGUCACGCAGCUAUAUUAUCGAUUAUUCUACUAUUUGGAGCAAAGGAGAUUACUGGAUCCUGCCAAUGAAGUUCAUCUUUUUGCUUUGCAUUUUGUGUAUCUUCCAAGAAUUAACAAAUCACUUGAAGCUUUUAAGGAUGGAUGGAAUAUGCAUGGCAUUAGAACUGAGAAUAAUAAAUCUCCUUUGCAGCUUUUUCAUGCUGGAGCUUUGCGGUUGCAGCAUUCUGGUUUGGAAGCAAUGGAUUUAUUUCAGACAGUUGGUGAGGAAUAUGGUGUUGAUACUAAUGUAUUACCACAAGAUGAUGAAUCAGAGGACAGUCGUGUUGAAAAUGAAAUACCUGAAACAAGGCUAAAUAUAUCAGAAGAAGUUUACCAGGAACUUUGUCAAAAUAUUGAUAUGAUAGCUGAUGACAAUGAUUAUGGUAUUGAUAAAUACUGUGCAGUUGUUCGUUUUUUGACAAGUCAUUGAUUUGAAAUAAUAAUUUUUAUUGUAAUGUACCAAAAUCAAGAGAAAUUUAGUGAUUA